AUGGCGGAACAAACAUAUGAUUAUUUAUUUAAGAUAGUAUUGAUUGGUGAUUCGAAUGUUGGUAAAUCGAAUUUAUUGGAUAGAUUUGUAAAGGGGAAUUUUAAGUUAGAUUCGAAGAGUACAAUUGGUGUGGAAUUUGCUACAAAGAAUGUGAAUUUGAAGAAUGGAAAAAUAGCUAAAGCACAGAUUUGGGAUACAGCAGGACAAGAACGAUAUAGAGCAAUUACAAGUGCAUAUUAUAGAGGAGCUAGAGGUGCUAUUGUAGUCUAUGACAUUGCUUCAAAACAGUCAUUUUAUAACGUUUCUCGAUGGUUAUCAGAAUUAAAUGAGUAUGGAGAUCCAAAUAUGAUCAUUGCAUUAGUUGGAAAUAAAAGUGAUUUGACACAUUUAAGGGAAGUAACUUUUGAAGAUGGAGAACGUUAUGCUCGGAGUAAUAAUUUAUUGUUUUUUGAAACUUCUUGUCUUAAUAAUGAGAAUAUCGACACUACGUUUGGUGAAUUGUUGAAUUUAAUUUGUGAUAAUCAUGAGAAAUUUGGUGAAACUGUUACUGGAUCCCAAGUCUCUAAAACAAUCACAUUAACAAAACCUAAAAAAAUGAAAAAGAAACUUUCCAAAUGUUGUUAA
Molecule: messenger RNA, 624 nt
Organism: Theileria annulata
Lineage: Eukaryota; Apicomplexa; Aconoidasida; Piroplasmida; Theileriidae
Product: small GTPase (Rab11)
Exons: 1
Coding region: 1-624 (207 amino acids)
Biological process (GO): exocytosis
Cellular component (GO): recycling endosome
Molecular function (GO): GTPase activity; GTP binding
Source: RefSeq, a predicted model, not a curated record